CUAUCAAUUACGUCAACACUGCAGUGGACUUUAGUUCCUACAGGUAAUCCAGAGGGAGUGACUCUUUCCCUGAACAGCCGAAACGCGUGUAGACAUGGCAAAAUUCUUAUCACAAACUCAGAUUGAUGAGUUCAAAGAAUGUUUCUCACUUUAUGACAAGAAGCGAAAGGGGAAGAUUGAAGCCAAAGACCUUAUUACUGUCAUGCGCUGUUUGGGUACAAGUCCCACAUAUAAUGAAGUGGACAGACAUCUGCAAAUCCACAAAAUAGAUAAGACAGGGGAGUUGGACUUUUCCACAUUUCUAACCAUGAUGCACAGACAGAUGCAGCAGGAGGAUCCUAAGACUGAAAUUCUGGAGGCUAUGCGCAUGACAGACAAACACAAGAAGGGCUACAUUCUGGCCUCUGAGCUACGGGCUAAACUCACUGGCUUGGGAGAAAAGCUUACUGAAAAAGAAGUGGAUGAGCUUUUUAAAGAGGCUAAUGUUGGACGUGAUGGACUCGUUUAUUAUGAGGAGUUCACCAGAAUGGUCACACUUCCUACAGUGGACUACUAAUGAAGAAGAGUGGGAUUGGCCCUUACCCUGAAUAAUGCAGUUAUUUACUAGCAAGAAUGAGAUAUUUUUGUUCUGUGUAUACAUUGUAUAUAAAAAUAACAAGUCAUUAAAUGUUAAAAUGAAAAAGUCA
Messenger RNA from Megalobrama amblycephala (Wuchang bream), 686 nucleotides. RefSeq names its product calmodulin-like 4a (gene calml4a). Gene Ontology annotation, molecular function: calcium ion binding. Bases 95 to 556 code for a protein of 153 amino acids. The transcript has 5 exons. NCBI's taxonomy places the organism in Eukaryota, Metazoa, Chordata, Actinopteri, Cypriniformes, Xenocyprididae. The record is from RefSeq and is a predicted model, not a curated record. Gene Ontology annotation, cellular component: myosin II complex.